Messenger RNA from Metarhizium acridum CQMa 102, 1923 nucleotides. The record is from RefSeq and is a predicted model, not a curated record. NCBI's taxonomy places the organism in Eukaryota, Fungi, Ascomycota, Sordariomycetes, Hypocreales, Clavicipitaceae.
AUGCCGCCGUCGGCCAAGAGAGCCCAGCGCGCCCGCCGCGACUUGCGCAGAGACAAGGACGUAGCCAACCCUGUUGAUGUCGAGGAUUCCUCUCCUAGCCGCCCCGCCAAACGUCGCAAGCGUACUCGAUCCUCAGACCCGGCAGACUCGAGCCUCCUCUCCGGAAACGCAUCAACUUCUCAGGCUCAUGAUGCCGAAGACUCUCCAGGCACGGAUGAUGACCACAUUGUCUCACAAGUCACCCAGCAACUCAAAUCCCAGCCUGUCCAAGCAAGCAAAGAUCAUGCUAAUGCGAUCCACGAAGCUAAUCGCAAUGGUGUCAAAGCCUAUGCCAAAGUGGCAGCUCAAGAUUGGACUUUCUACAUAACGAAGCUUGCAGUCAACAUUGGUCGCGCACCCGAGAUAUCCCAUGCCGAUGAUGAGGAGGGGGACGAGGCCCAUGUUCAUAUCGACCUGGGCCCGAGCAAGAUGGUGUCACGCGAACAUGCCUCCAUCUGCUUCGACUCUAAAGAUGAAAAGUGGAUUCUUCAAAUAAAGGGUCGUAAUGGCGCAAAAAUUGACGGGCAACCCCUUAAACCUCGGGCUUUUCAUGCCCUCACGUCUGGCGAGGUCAUUGAAAUUGGUACUGUUGAGAUGAUGUUUGUGCUCCCAUCCGAAAUAUCUCCUCUGCAUGUCCACCCCAUGUUUUUGCAACGAUGUGGGCUAAGUCCGGACGUGGCAAAAGCCCCUACAUCUCGACGACAGCCGUUCAUUGCUCCAGCUCCCGCCGAUUAUAAACGGCCGGGGACGCCCCCAUUUACUCAGAGAAGAGGAGCCUCGAUGGCCAAAUCCCCAGAAGCCAGUACUCCGGCAGUACUGAUUGGCGCGCAUGGCGUAGACCUGAGCCAUGAUCACAACCAGCAUAUUAAGCCACAAUAUAGUUACGCCCAGAUGAUCACACAAGCGAUAUUGAAUGCCCCUGACGGGAAGCUCAACUUAAACGGCAUCUACACCUUCAUUAUGAACAGCUACUCGUAUUAUCGACAUCAACAGGCCGCUGGCUGGCAGAAUUCUAUUCGGCACAACCUCUCGCUUAACAAAUCAUUUGAUAAAGUCGCCAGAUCUACUGAUGAACCUGGGAAGGGCAUGAAAUGGCAAAUAGUCCCAGAAGCAAGAGAAGAAAUGACCAGAAAUGCCUUCAAGAUCGGCCGUGGCGGUCACCGGGGUUCUUCCGCACCAUCGUCGCCGAAUCAACUCAACUACAUCACCCAAGGACCAAAAGAUAUGGCAUCUAGAGACCCAGGGUCUGCUCGAAAACGACGAGCGUCACCUAUAGCUUCGCCACCCCCUCGAUCAUCUCUGCGUGCUGCGCAAUCAACUCCCCAACAAAGUUCAGAACGGGGUAUCGGACGAAAUGCCAACUUAACAGAAGAUGGCAGUCCACUGCCACGGCAUCGCAAGUCGACAAAUAUCCCGCCUGAUUCGUCCAUCUCGACUUUCAAUCCUCAAUCUCCCACUCUGACCUCGUCGUAUCUACAAGAUGAAGGCGCUUCUUUUGUAACACCUGCACCACCGCGUAUUCAUCCGAAGCUUGCGCCACCAAGCACCGCCCAACGACCUAGCCAGCAUAUGCCUACGAGCUCGCCAGCACCGUUCUGGAAGUAUGCCGAUAUCGGCAGCACGCCGCUACGGCCAUCCGCUCCAUACGAAUUCAGUCCUUCAAAACCUGCCGGGGGAUUAUUGUCUCAGAGCAGUAGCCCACCUCGCGCUAGCAAGUCGCCACCUAGCAGCCCUUCUAAACCACAAAGGCUCCCAGCCCUGGAAGGUACCAUGCGGGAAAGUGAGGGCUCUGACGAUGUGGAAGAGGACCAAGGAUUCGAUUUAACAAAGGCAAACAGCAGUAGAGACAGUAUGGCUCAGGACCACGGAUUUGAACGAGGCUGA